AGUGGUGGCGACGCACAAGUCGAGGCACAGUUUUGCGCUGCAGCGGCGGUUUUAAUACGACAGCGGGAGGUGGCGGGGAUAACCUGGCGCGGCAGGUAAGUUGUGUAGAGCCUGAAAUAGACAUCAAAAUGGGUACGACGAACGCACAAACCAAUUCAGGACACGCACACGACGAGGCUCACUCGAGGGGAAGUUCGAUCGACACGUUCUUCGCUGAGACGGUGAUCCUCUUAACUGGCGCUACCGGUUUCUUGGGAAAAGCUCUUCUGGAAAAGCUGCUGCGCUCGUGUCCCCGGGUGGCCACAAUUUUCGUUCUCAUCCGUCCAAAAAAGGGGCAGACCGUCGAGGAACGUUUUAAGGAACUACUGAACAAUCCCGUUUUCGAGAGGAUACGAUCAGAGUUUCCGGGCGCAUUGAACAAGAUCUUCCCCGUGAAGGGUGACGUAGGUCUGCCGGAGUUGGGACUCGAGCCCGAAGAUAGGGAUAUGCUGAUACAAAGAGUUAACAUCGUGUUCCAUGGCGCGGCCACCGUGCGUUUCAACGAGCCUCUGAAAAUCGCCGUUAAUCUGAACACGAUGGGCACCGAUCGCAUGCUGGACUUGUGUAAGCGCAUGACAAACCUUAUUAGUGUCAUUCACGUCAGCACGGCCUACAGCAAUGCCGAUCGACGGGAGAUUGAUGAAUCUAUAUACAUAUGGGGCGAAUUUGGAUAUCUUACGAGGAAACACGCUAUAGAAUCGCCAUCGAAGUACGUGAUGUGGUAUCCAGACUUCACAUUUAGGACAAACAAAUUUAUUCACGCUAUCAUAGUGGCCACGUUGCACUUUGUACCUGCAUUCAUCGUAGAUCUUAUAUUAAGGGCUCAAGGUUGCAAACCUAUAAUGGUGAAGAUCACCAAGCGGUUCGAACGCGCCGCUAAAACCGGAGAAUUCUUCGCAAUGAACGAGUGGAAAUUUUAUACGGGUAACAUGAUGAAACUGGUGAAAUUUGUAAGAGCGUCGGGAGAGUGUGGGAAAUUCGACGUGGAUAUUGGAAAUGUCGAUUGGGAUGUGUACUUGCAUCAGUACAUGCUAGGAAUCCGAAAGUAUAUUCUGAAAGACAAUCUAGACACAUUAAAUAACGCCCGAAAUCGAUUAUCGAAGUUGUACUGGAUGCAUAAAUGCACCAAAAUACUCAGUAUACUCGUGUUAUUAGGAAUGAUCAGAUGCGCCGGUCGGUGAUGUCAUCGAAAGCAUGAAUCGCGAUUCGCGCGAUCCGAGAAACGCUGCAGAAAUAUUGUGAGGGAAAAUAUCACGAGAACUGGAGACAUGACUCACGCUUUAUUUUGAACUAGCUAAAAUCUUGGUCAAAUAUUAAUAUAUUAAUUAAAUCAAAUAUUAGCGGAAGGGAAAAGACUGUUUUGAAAAAUAUUGGAUACAGAAUCCUAUACAGAUACUAUACUUAUAGAUCUGUAUUUUUCAACGGAACUUCUUGCAUGGUUCACGUUUCUCUCUAAGCUGGCUAAAGAAAAGAGAAGAAAGAAAUUUCGCUAAAAUGGUCUAUUAUUAGAACGCUCAUUUAAGACAUUUCUUCGUAUGUAUUACUUCACACUUUCCACAGUACUGAAUUAAGCUUCGCAGCGCCGUUUCGAUCUCUUAACAUACGACUGACGCGUACACGGAAAUACAAUAUGUGUCCAUUUUUUUCGGCUGUUCCACCGAUAUAUGUUCAAAGUCCAUCAAGUGAUAGAAUUAGAAACAAGGACUUGCAAACGCUUCUUUGUGAAUCCGCAUUGAAACAUCUCUUCUGCCAAUAAUUAAUCAUGUUGUUGCAUCAUGGAAGAAUAGUAACGUAUUUUGAAUAAUUAAGUAUUUUUCAUGAUAUUGAUGUAUAUCAGAGAAAUGAAGCUUUAUAGCUUCCCUAUCAAAUAAUCACUAUGUUUUGUAUCUCGUUUAAAUUGUUGCGAGCCAACUCUUUGAAUCUUAUGAUAUUGAAAUAUUAAAGUAAAAUCACAUUUCUCCGAAAAAUCACAUUUUUCCAGCGCUCACAGAUCAGAUCAUAUCAAGCGUUAUAUCGAUCAUAUCACGUUACAUAUGCAUAUACAAAUUAAACUCUACGCAUAGUAUAUAAUACGAAUAAUCGCAGUUUUUAAAUAUAAUAUUACUUGUGCGAAGACUGACCUUAAUCAAAAUAUUCUAAAAAAUGAUACGAAAAACGAAGGACCUGCACUAUUGCCUUAUUAAUUAUUAUUAAUCAGUCAAAACAAAAUUAAUUUUAAUAAAAGCAAAAUUAUUUUUGCUAUAAUCCAAAGAUAUUCUAAUGAUUGAACCAAUAAAUUAUAUAUGCAUAUUAUCCUUAGGUACAGAUCAAUUUGUUCAUAAUAAGAAAGAAAAAAACAGAAUAUCUUUUUAGAUGUGGUGUCAUAUGUGUGAGAAAUGAUUAUCACACAUUUAUCUCUUUGCAAAACCAAAUGAGAAAUUAUAGGCAACUAUAACAGAUCAAUCACGAUAACUUGUUACUUUUCGUAUCAGCUAAUUAUGUUGACAAAAAAAAAUGCGAAGACCUAAAUAUACGUAUAGCUGUAACAUAUCAUUAUACUGUAAUGACGUUACACUCUAUUAUUAUAUAAUGGUGAAUAAUUGUGAGUAUAUUUUAUAUAUAGUUCCCCCGAUAUUAUUAAACACAAAAAUUUUUUUGAUAGAUUUAUCUUUAGGGCCGAGGAUGACAGCUAUUUUUAUUGCUACACAUCUAAAAUAGAAUUUUCUCUUUUAUUUUGAACUAAUAAAAAUACAGUGAUAACAUUCGCCAAAUAUUAUCUUUGUAAAAUAUAAAAAAUAUCUUUUUAUAUUUCGUUUAGCCACUAUUGGAGACUAUUAUAGCCUCUAAUUAAAAUAAUAAUAUUAUGUAAUUUUUAAAUUAAAGUUCAUUAUUAAUAAACAAUUAAAAUGAAAUUUUUAUAACAGAAGUAGAAAACACGUCUGAUUUUCUUGCUGUUGCAUCUACACUCGCUAUCGCAGAUUCAUAUUUUUUCAUAAACAUUGUAAAUGGUAAGUGAAUGACGUAUUGUUACAACAAAUCCAUUUUGUAGGCAAUUAUUUUCUUUACGUGUUUCAAUCUAUUACAACAAUGAUGAGUUGUAACAUAUAAAUCUGAUUAUGAGAAGACAAUAAAUUAAAAAAGAAUAUGUGUCUAAUAAUAUGGCAAGGAACUGUAUAAUAUAUAUAUUUACAAUUUGAUUUCUAUAUGGAGUAUUAAUGCACGGGCUAUUUUAGAAAAACGGCAUCCGUCGGUUCGAACAUUCGCAAUAUGUAUAUAGUUUAUUUACUAUUUUCUAAUUCUUAUUUGAUGUAUUAUACAACUUAAAAAUAUGUAUUAAUUGUUAGGUAAAAUGGAAAAAAAACUUCAUUCAAUCACAAAAUAUAGCAUCGUAAAAGAAUGACAAUGUUAUGAUUUUUAUCAAUUCUCAAGACGAAUAUUUAAUCAUAUAUCAAACGCAUCCUUGAACAUGAGCAUUUAAGUAUCUAAAUUACUUUCUUUGCGCGUAAUAACAUAUAUAUAUUGUAGAUAAGCAUGAAUAAACUAAUGGAAUACAUUUUUAUUAAGCAACGUCAUAACUAUGUUUUUAUAUAAAUAUAAUACAUUAAUGUGUAUAAUGUAUAUUGUAUACCGUUAUCCUAUAGGUAUCAAAACUUGUACAAGACUUGUAAUUACAUAAAACACAUUUGUAAUUAA
This is a messenger RNA of Wasmannia auropunctata (little fire ant), 3711 nucleotides long. RefSeq names its product putative fatty acyl-CoA reductase CG5065. NCBI's taxonomy places the organism in Eukaryota, Metazoa, Arthropoda, Insecta, Hymenoptera, Formicidae. The transcript is spliced from 6 exons. The record is from RefSeq and is a predicted model, not a curated record. Gene Ontology annotation, cellular component: peroxisome. Gene Ontology annotation, biological process: long-chain fatty-acyl-CoA metabolic process. Gene Ontology annotation, molecular function: alcohol-forming very long-chain fatty acyl-CoA reductase (NADP+) activity. The coding region runs from base 129 to 1220 and encodes 363 amino acids.